Messenger RNA from Paramecium primaurelia, 1345 nucleotides. NCBI's taxonomy places the organism in Eukaryota, Ciliophora, Oligohymenophorea, Peniculida, Parameciidae. The record is from the annotation of a GenBank genome assembly.
GUAAAUAAAUGGGAAAUUGUUGUACAGGUGGAGGAUCUGCCUUAGAAAAAAAUGUGCAGAUAGAUUUAGGUUAACAUAUAUCAGAGAAGUCUGCAAAUUCAGAUAUUCUUAAUAAGAAAGCUACAGUAAUUUAAGGUAUUUCUAAAUCUAAAAAGUAAGCUCAUUGUAGAGGUCAUAUAGCUAGAAAGAAAGUGAAAACAAUAUAAGAACAAGAUAAAAGUGCAAAGAAGGAAUCUUAAAAUGAUUCUAGUAAGCCAAAGAAAUAGAAUUAAUAUAUGAAUCCAUAGAAUAAAAAAGAUGUCUUAGAACCUAAAGAAGAAAGUUAUUAAAAUAAAGUUGAUUCAAAUAAUGUUCAUGCUCCAAGUGAAAAAUAUAAAAAAUUAGAUAGAAUGCCUGAUUAUUUGACAGCUAAAACUAAACAAGUAUUUAAAUUAUUUAGGUUAGGUUUUAAGUCAAAUCGAACCCUUUGUUUAUGAUUAGGACAAGGAUGAAUUUAAAGAAUUACCAUUUUUAGAACCAUAUGAGUUGGAUGGAGGAAGUGUUUAUAAAGGAUAAUGGAAGAAUGGGUAAGUUCUUAAUUUUAUGUUAGACUUCGACAUGGAAGAGGAACAUAAAUUUGGCAAGAUGGAUCAAUUUAUGAAGGAUAUUGGUACUAAAAUGUUGCUUGUGGGAAGGGAAGAUUGAUUCAUGCUGAUGGAGACAAGUAUGAAGGAGAAUGGAAAAAUGAUAAAGCUCAUGGAUAUGUAACAAUACAUAUCAUUUAUAUAGGGAAAAUAUGUGCAUAUGGAUGGAGCUUAAUAUGUUGGAUAUUGGGAAGAUGAUAAAUAAAAUGGAAACGGUAAAGAAAUAUGGCCAGAUGGAGCUUGUUAUGAAGGAUAGUAUAAAAAUGGAAAAAAGCAUGGCAAAGGAACUUUUAAAUGGGCUGAUGGAUCAAUAUAUACUGGAGAUUUUGAUUAAAAUAAUAUUCAAGGUUAAGGUGAAUAUUAAUGGGAAGAUGGUAGAAUAUAUGUUGGAGAGUGGAAGAAUAAUAAAAUGGAUGGAAAAGGAGUAAAUAUUUAAAUUAUUAUAUAGGUUUUUACUUGGUUGGAUGGUAGAAAAUAUGAAGGGGAGUAUAAAGAUGAUAAGAAGCAUGGUUAUGGAGAAUUUAAAUGGCCUGAUGGAAGAGUAAUAAGAAUAACCUUAUUAAAUUUAGAUGUAUAGAGGAUAAUGGGCCAAUGGUAAACAACAUGGUAUUGGAAUUUAUAUUGGUUCUUCGAAAAUUGAAAAAGAAGGAGAAUGGUAAGAAGGGAAAAGAAUACGUUGGCUUAAGAAAGGAGGUUAACAAACUAGGGAGGAAGGAAAUUGA